Trametes versicolor FP-101664 SS1 is the source of this 2061-nucleotide messenger RNA. Its product is annotated as P-loop containing nucleoside triphosphate hydrolase protein. Lineage: Eukaryota; Fungi; Basidiomycota; Agaricomycetes; Polyporales; Polyporaceae. The transcript has 12 exons. The coding region runs from base 1 to 2061 and encodes 686 amino acids. Gene Ontology annotation, molecular function: ATPase-coupled lipid transmembrane transporter activity; ATP hydrolysis activity; ATP binding. Gene Ontology annotation, biological process: transmembrane transport. The record is from RefSeq and is a predicted model, not a curated record.
AUGCGACGCUGGGGACCUCCGAGCUUGGCCCGCAAGGGGGAAUUCAACAUCAACGACAAAAAGAGCGUUAAACAUACUCGAUACGGCGUAUGGGAUGUGUAUGAGGAAAGGGUGUCCUCAACGUCGGUUUUACCGGGCUUGGCAGUACUCGAACAACAGGCAGAGAUCGUCAAAUGCAUGCCCUUUGUGUGGCGGAUGUUCAGGGAUGUCCUCGCCCUUCCAUACUGCGCCUUCCUAUUGGUGGUGUUCUUCGCCGCAGAACUUGGCCAGGCGUUCAUGCCAGCCUUCUCUCUAUGGUACCAAGGACAGCUUCUGCAUAUAAUGCAAAUCGCAAUUGACACGCGCACGGUAGACAAGGAUCACCUCAUGCACAUCUGCGCCGGGCGCAUCGCCUGCACGAUCGCAACGCAUCUCAUCAAGUUCCUGCGAGACCGCAUCCGCUCCAGCCUCGUGUGGCGGAUCAGACAAUGGUCCGACGCGCACAUCUUCCGUGCCCGCGCACGCCUCGAUGUGCCGACGUACCAGCUGUCCUCGGUACAGCGGCAGCUCGACGACAUCACGACGUCUCCCUACAUGCCUCCCGGCGUCUGGCGCACCAUCGAGAUGCUGUCCGGCUUCGUGCGCGCGGCGACGCAGGCCACAGCCCAGGUCGCGGUGCUUGCUCAGACGCUCGGCGGGCAAAAGGACGGGUACAUGCUCGCUGGGCUCACGAUGUCUUCUCAAACCAUACAGUGGCUCUCUAGUACCGGGUUGAUAAGCGGGCCUUCGCGGCUGGAAGCGCGCCAUAGAAGGGGCCGCGCAUCGCCAGGAAAAUUCGAGAACGCUUCUCGACGCGUCGGCGACAGCGACAGCGCCUUCGAACAGUGGCAGAUCUACGGCCGGAUUAAGGACCGUUUUAGUUUUUGGGCCCUGCUUGAAUAUCCUCUACGCGAGCUUCCGCAGAUGUUCUUCACGCUCCGGGCGGUGCAACACCCCGCAAGCAUGCCCGUGUCGCUCGCGUCCCUGCAGAUGGUGCAGGAGUCAACAAACACGUUCGCUUUCUGUAUGUUAGAGCUGAUGCACUCGACGCGAACUUUUGCCGCUCAGAUCGGCGAGGUGCGUAAGCUGUAUGAGGUCGCCAGUGUCCCCAACAAAGUCCCAGACGGUACCGUCCCCUUCCCCGAGGACGCUGCUCAGAUUCGUUCCGGGGUAGCACUUGAGUUUAGUAGAAAUGUCUCGUUCAAGUACCCGGGCACGGAGAACUACGCGCUACGCAAUGUGUCGUUCAGCAUCCUCCCCGGACAGCUCUGUGUGAUCGUCGGCGCGAACGGUUCAGGAAAGAGCACGGCGCUCAAGCUGAUCGUCCGCCUGCACGACCCCGACGAGGGGCAGAUCCUCCUCGACGGCCACGACAUCCGCACGCUGCGCCUCCGAGAUCUCCGCCAGGCCAUCUCCGUCCUCUUCCAGGACUACACGCACUUCCCCCUCUCGAUCCGCGAUAACAUCGCCAUCGGAGACCCGUCCGCAGCAGGGGACGACGAACACGUGCGGCGCGCAGCGCGCCUGGGGGGCGCGGAGGCGUUCAUCGAGAAGCUGCCGGACGGGCUCGACACGUAUCUGGACCGCCCGGUGAAGGAUCUUUACGCCGGGCUGCCUGAGGGGACGACGACGCUCUUCGGGCGCAAGGUCGACUAUGGCGCGCUGCGCGACGCCGGAGGUAUGAAGGCGACCGACUCGUCUACACUGAGCGGCGGUCAGCUGCAGAGGCUCGCAGUCGCACGGUCGUUCAUGCGGUCUGUGGUGCCGGAAGACGCGAGGGUGGGCCUUCUGCUCUUCGACGAGCCUAGUGCGUCACUUGACCCCGUGGCGGAACACGACCUCUUUGACCGCCUUCGGGAGCUCCGUGGGAGCAAGACGAUGCUCUUCUCUUCGCACCGUUUCGGAAACCUUACGCGCCACGCCGAUUUGAUUCUGUACAUGAACGACUCCGUCGUUGUCGAGGCCGGAACGCACGAAGAGCUGCUCAAACAAGACGGAGGAUAUGCGAACAUCUGGAAGCUCCAAGCGCAAGCUUUCCUCUGA